GGACAUGUGGUGACUGAGUCAGAGUCGGGCGACGACUGUAUUCAGUGUCCAUUCCAUGGCUGGAGGUUUGGCGGAGACGGACAGUGCAAACGCAUACCUAAUCUUAACCAUUCUGAGCUGAAGGCAGUAAAAGCUAUGGCAAUUGGGGAGAAUGGGGCGGAUUUAUACCACGGUAAUUACAUUCACAAUGUGAUCAUACCAUAUAUACUUUGUUUAUCGUACACGUUUGAUGAGUCAUACGGCCCGGUCGAUUAUACACUACAGCAUUUGGGAUUCUGCUUGAACAACAGUUUAUAUAACAUGCAAAGUGUUGAUUCGGAUUGUGUGGUUUGGGCUAACUAUCAAAGACCUAAACGACCGACAAUGACGAAAAAAUUAUUA
Molecule: messenger RNA, 381 nt
Organism: Medioppia subpectinata
Lineage: Eukaryota; Metazoa; Arthropoda; Arachnida; Sarcoptiformes; Oppiidae
Source: the annotation of a GenBank genome assembly